CAAAAAGUUCAGAAUUGAGUUAACCGCGACGGCAACUGCAACGAUCACCGCAAUACAGCCUACACGCGGGCAGAUUUGCACAAUGUCGGCCCCUUUCCUUCGACAAAUACUUACGCCGGCCCUCCGGAGGCCUGCUCUUCCUAGAUUCGUAGCACCGAAGCCAGUCUCGAAGCCCAUAAUUCCGAGGCGGACAUUCACGAGCACGACACCACGAUGCGCGACGCUGAUGCAAGUUCUUAGGGGUUGCCGGAAAGCCCAACGAGCUCGCCACGCCGUCUCGCCUGCUCUUGCCAACGCCCGCGCCCCCUGCAUGAAGGGCGUCUGCAUCAAGGUCGGCAUCACGAGGCCCAAGAAGCCCAACUCAGGCGAGCGAAAGACUGCCCGUGUGCGUCUGUCAACCGGCCAAACAAUCACGGCGUACAUUCCUGGCGAGGGUCACAACAUCCAGCAGCACUCUGUCGUUUUCGUACGCGGCGGAAGGAGUCAGGAUUGUCCCGGUGUGCGAUACCAUCUGAUCAGGGGUGCUGGUGACUUGUCUGGUGUCACGGGCCGUAGCUCAAGCAGGAGCAAAUAUGGCACCAAGAAGCCAAAGAAGGCGGUCACUUAAGCUGGAGUAGCGUGUAACAAAUGUUGGAGGUUGCUGUUGUACCAAAUUCAAUAACGAGUACAACGGUAUACAUGCAGCCUGUGUAAUGAAAAUCAGUGUAUUAUAUUUCGACCAAUCUGAAAAAUUACCAUGCUGUCAAAACACA
Pyricularia grisea is the source of this 752-nucleotide messenger RNA. RefSeq lists its product as uncharacterized. Gene Ontology annotation, molecular function: structural constituent of ribosome. Gene Ontology annotation, cellular component: ribosome; small ribosomal subunit. Gene Ontology annotation, biological process: translation. The transcript is spliced from 3 exons. The coding region runs from base 83 to 607 and encodes 174 amino acids. NCBI's taxonomy places the organism in Eukaryota, Fungi, Ascomycota, Sordariomycetes, Magnaporthales, Pyriculariaceae. The record is from RefSeq and is a predicted model, not a curated record.